Messenger RNA from Linum trigynum, 788 nucleotides. NCBI's taxonomy places the organism in Eukaryota, Viridiplantae, Streptophyta, Magnoliopsida, Malpighiales, Linaceae. The record is from the annotation of a GenBank genome assembly.
UAUUAUUGAUAUUCACAGGGUAUAUUUAUACCCAUCAUAAUUACAGUGUACAAGAUGAAGUGGGCAACUAAUUACAACACUAACAAGGAACACAAAACUCAUGAGGACAAAGAGUUGUCCCUAAUACGCCCCGUAAGAUAGAGCCGACGUCAGCAAGGACUAUAUAUCUUGGAACUCAGCAAACAGAAAUGGGUAUCAAGAAAGCCUUUGGUGAGCAAAUCAGCAAGCUGCGUAUCAUUCGAAAUCUAACGAACUUGAAAUUGCUUGGAUUCCUAACCUCAACGAUGACUUCGGUAUCCGGAGAUCUGGGAUUCCUUACAGAACGGGAGGUGGGGAUAAACCCAUAAUCGCAAUCAAAACCCAAGAGAGGGAUUACUUACAACAAACUGACGAGGAAGGUGGUUCCUCGGAGGCGACGCUGACGAAGGGAAGCUAGGAGAUGGUGGUGAAAAUGCUCUGUUGUCGCCCUCGGGUCUCACCUUGGAAUAGGAGAGUGCAGCGGAAGUCGUUCGAUGUCGGAAACUGCUCUCCACCCCGCCGUUGUGCUCUCACCAUCUCUCUGUCCCCAGCGAAGGAAAGCCAGGCGACGACAAGGGAAGACUAGGGAGACGCCCCCGACGUGGAGGAUAUUGGAGGGAGAUGAUGCCGUCUCAGCUGCGUUGUUUAUAGAACCGGAGAAGAAGAAGCGAAAUUAUGUUUCAAUUUUGGAAUUGAAAUGGGCAUAAGAAGGAAGGAGAAUCAGAUUUAUUUUUUCACACUUCCCUCAGCAAUAAAACGAUGGCGUUUGG